Molecule: messenger RNA, 1797 nt
Organism: Coniosporium apollinis CBS 100218
Lineage: Eukaryota; Fungi; Ascomycota; Dothideomycetes
Exons: 4
Coding region: 1-1797 (598 amino acids)
Biological process (GO): riboflavin biosynthetic process
Molecular function (GO): GTP cyclohydrolase II activity
Source: RefSeq, a predicted model, not a curated record
AUGGCUCCCGUAGAGCUUCAGCCGUCUCCCCCGGACCUUUCAGGCCUGCUCAACGAGAUUCUGGUGGGUAUGAAGUCGCUACAAAAGGAUAACCUACAGCUAUCAUCCGCGGUCGACGCUAUAAACGGCAGGGUGAACAUGCUGGCGGGUGUGAAAUCUGUACAGGACGGCGCUGCCUCGGACCCAACCGUCAUGAACGGAAAGUCCGCAGUCGCGAACGGAGAGCAGGAGAGCCCCAGCCCCAAACCGGUUGACGGUGUGUCGGCAGCCAGAGAACAGAAUAACGCUUCUCCCGGAACCUUUGAGGUCCAACCUCGCCGAACAAGCGUCUCAUCCAAAAUAAUCUUGACGUCGUACCCUGGGCAAUCUGGCGUUGACCCUCUGCCGAUGGACUGGGGUAACAAGGACCCUAACCUGCGAGGACCAGUUGUUGUCUCUAGACAUCCAAGCACCAUAAAACGACGAAACGCAAUCGGCGCCCACGGCGGCUCCUACGCCAUCUACCACGCCCUCGCCGUAGCCAGCAAAAACAUAAAAGCCGACCACAAGCCCGACUUCACCAACACGGAGCCCGCCGCCAAUAUCGGGCCCUUCCCCCAAUGGUCCGACCCGAAGAAGAUCGUCUCCAUGGACCCGCUGGGCCACCUCGCCCCCUGGCUUUUCGCCAACUAUAUCACUCAGGAGAACAUCGAGAUCCGGCCCACGAUCGCCGUCACAAAAGCGCACAUGAAGCUGCCCGAGCUCGAAGCCUCCGUGCGCGCUGGCCGCCUCGUGCCGGACGGCAAGAUCUGCCUCAACAGCUCGGGCGAGCUGGCCGUGACCAAGUUCGCCGUCGAGCCCGUGUGGUAUCUCCCCGGCGUGGCCGAGCGCUUCGGCAUCGACGAGGGAACACUGCGGCGCAGCUUGUUCGAAGAGACGGGCGGCUCGUACCCCGAGCUCAUCACACGGGGCGACAUCAAGCUCUUCCUACCCCCCAUCGGCGGACUAACCGUCUACUGCUUCGGCGACCCGGCCAAGAUGGCCGACCCGUCCGUGCGCCUCGCGCUCCGCGUUCACGACGAAUGCAACGGCUCCGACGUCUUCGGGUCCGACAUCUGCACCUGCCGACCCUACCUAAUCUUCGGGGUCGAAGAAGCCGUCAAAGAAGCGCAACUCGGCGGGUCCGGCGUCGUGAUCUAUUUCCGCAAAGAAGGCCGCGCCUUGGGGGAAGUGACCAAAUACCUAGUCUACAACGCGCGGAAGCGCGGCAGCGACCGGGCGUCCGAGUAUUUCCUGCGCACGGAGAAUAUUGCGGGGGUCAAGGAUAUGCGGUUUCAGGCGCUGAUGCCGGAUAUUUUGCACUGGCUGGGGAUCAAGAAGAUUGAUAGAAUGCUGAGUAUGAGUAAUAUGAAACAUGAUGCGAUUGUGGAGCAGGGCAUUCCGAUUCUCGAGAGGGUGCCAAUUCCGGAUGAGAUGAUCCCGGAGGAUUCGAGGGUGGAAAUUGAUGCGAAGAUUCAUGCUGGAUACUUCACUACGGGCAAGGUCAUGACAAUGGAGGAGCUGGGAAGCGUGCAAGGACGGGCUUGGGACGACGUGGAUAGUUGUACUGUAUGGGUUGGUUGUGCGGCAAGCGUCAGUUGUACGCCUCACAUCCUCUUGUUGGGGACACGCUGGACGCCACAAGACGUGUCAGUGAAGUCGAGAAGGUACCUCGAGCAUGUGGAGAAUCCUCUAGUCGCCCUCGAAGGCCCACUGCUGCAGAGGAAGAGGGUCGUCUUGCAGUCGAGCUACUUCGAUAACGUGCUUGGCGUCGUCUAG